Molecule: messenger RNA, 2021 nt
Organism: Vigna unguiculata (cowpea)
Lineage: Eukaryota; Viridiplantae; Streptophyta; Magnoliopsida; Fabales; Fabaceae
Product: protein NUCLEAR FUSION DEFECTIVE 4-like
Cellular component (GO): membrane
Molecular function (GO): transmembrane transporter activity
Source: RefSeq, a predicted model, not a curated record
GGAGUACGGUUCCUAAACGUAACAAACAAUUCCCGUCUUUUGUUGGUUCACGUAAACCACAUAAAACUGCUUAACCCAUUACGCCACCAAGGGAUCGAUGGGGUGGGUGGCGAAUCCGUGGACGGCGGUCGCCGCCGCCAUCUGGAUCCAGUCGAGCUGCGGCGCAUCCUACACCUUUAGCAUUUACUCCGCCGUGCUGAAAUCGACGCAGGGCUACGACCAAUCCACCCUCGACACCGUCUCUGUUUUCAAGGACAUCGGCGCUAACUUCGGCGUCCUGUCUGGCCUCCUCUACACCGCCGUCGUUUCCUACACCCAUCGCUCCGCCCUUCCUGGCUCGCCUUCCAAGUCCAAAUGGACCUCUCUUUCUGGGCCCUGGGUGGUCCUCGCUUCCGGCGCGGUUCAGUUCUUCGCGGGCUACCUUUUUAUCUGGGCCUCCGUCGUGGGCCUUAUAAGCCCUCCGCCCGUGCCCGUCAUGAGCUUCUUCGCGUGGCUCGCGGCUAAUGGCCAAACCUUCCUGAACACCACCAAUGUCGUCACUGGCUUGCGCAACUUCCCUGGGUAUAGCGGCACCAUCAUUGGGAUCAUGAAGGGCUUUCUCGGACUGAGUGGAGCUAUCUUGAUCCAAAUUUACCACACGUUUUUCGAUGGGGAGCCGUCAACGUUCAUUUUGAUGCUUGCUCUGUUACCUUCAUUGAUCUGCGUGUUGUUUAUGUUCUUGUUGAGGAUUUAUGAAAUUCAUGGCAGUGAUUACAAGAAGCAUUUGGACAGUUUCUCUGUGGUUACUGUGAUUAUUGUUGCCUAUCUGGUGUUCAUUAUAAUGUUACAGAACUUCGUCCGUUUGCCAUAUUGGGGAUGGAUGUUAGAGUUUGUGAUUCUCGUGGUUCUGCUAGCAUCACCUUUUGUAAUUGCUAUCAAGGCCCAUUGGGAGGAGUCACAGAAUUUUCCACAGUCCUACACCAUUGAGAGUGGUUCUUCUACAAAUAAGGGUACUACGUCUUCCAGUUAUUCUGCAUCAGGGGGGGAUCAAGUGGAGUACCAUGAGUUGCCCAGUGAUGAGGGGCAGGUACAAGGGACUUCAGAUGACGAAUUGCCCCAAGAAGAAGACAAGAACCUAUUGCAAGCUAUCUGCACGCUUGAAUUUUGGAUGUUGUUUGUGAUCAUGAUAUCUGGAUUAGGCUCUGGGCUUGCAACUAUCAAUAACAUGAGCCAAAUAGGACAAUCCCUUGGCUACAGUACCAUUGAGAUUACCAAUAUGGUAUCACUAUGGAGUAUGUGGAACUUUCUAGGUCGUUUUGGAGGUGGCCAUAUAUCUGAUUAUAUCAUGCACAGAAAAGGUUGGCCAAGGCCCCUGUUGAUGACUGCAACACUGGGGAUGAUGGUUGUUGGGCAUUUAAUUAUAGCGUGUGGUUUCCGCGGAAACUUGUAUCUGGGUCCUGUUCUAGUGGGCAUUGGCUAUGGGGCACAUUGGUCCUUGAUGCCUACGAUCACUUCGGAGAUAUUUGGUGUAAAGCAUAUGGGUACCAUUUUCAAUGCCAUUGCUGCAGCAAGUCCACUUGGAUCUUAUAUACUUUCUGUGAAAGUUGUUGGGUAUAUUUAUGACAAGCAAGCCGAUGAAGAUAAUUUUUGCUUUGGCAUAGACUGUUUCAUGUCUUCAUAUUUUAUCCUGGCAGGCGUGACUUUUCUUACACUUUUGGUUGCUUUGCUAUUAUACUUCCGUACCCAAAGCUUUUAUAAACAAGUUGUGCUUAGAAGAUUGAAACAUUAUGCAAGAUGAUGAAGCUUUUAUUUGCCUCCCUUUCAACGCGAGGUAAAGGCUUGGGAAACCAGUCUUGCUUUCUUUGUUGUCUUUGGCAUAGAUAUAUGAUUGAUUAAUGCAGUUUUCUAGAAGUUAUCAUCUAUGAGCAAGAUUUGAAUUAUGUAUUUUUUAAAAUUGAUUGAAUUAUGUAUUUUUUAAAAUUGAUUGAAUUAUGUAUUUUAUUUGUUAUAAAUGUACACAUAAUUAUUCCCUAUUCUCAGAA